CGCGCAAACCGUCAGUCGCAAAAAUACAAGCAACGAAUAAACUUGAAAAGUUAUACAAGUGAUCAAAGUUUUAAAAAUCUAUGAGAUCAAGAAUGUCACUCGUACCAAAGUUGUUUUCUCACUGGUGGGAAACACUUGAUCGUCCUCACCGAUUGAUGGACCAACACUUUGGAUUGCCUUUGAAUCCUGAGCACCUGUUCCGUGACUUCGAGAGGACCAUGCGUGAGUACGAAAGAAGAUUUCCAACAGCAUACUACAGACCAUGGGCUGAUUUGAUGAGAGACGAUGAGAAAGGAACUUCUGUCAUAAAAGCAGACAAAGACAAGUUCCAGGUCUCGUUGGACGUCCAGCAGUUCAAACCUGAGGAAAUAAAUGUCAAGGUCCAGGACAACUUCAUCGUCGUCGAGGGCAAACAUGAAGAAAAGAGUGACGAGCAUGGAACAGUGUCCAGACAAUUUGUUAGGAAAUAUUUGAUUCCUGAACAGUGUAUGCCGGAUAAGGCUACCAGUUCAUUGUCCACUGACGGAGUGCUGACCAUCACUGCACCCAGGAAACCAGAAGCUAUCGAAGCCAAGAAGGAAAAACCAAUAAAGAUUGAGUUCACCGGCAAACCUUCUAUUGAACAUGAAGAACCCAAAAAAGUCGCUGCUAAACAGUAAAAUUUAUAUCUAUAAUUAAAAAAUAACAUAAUUUAUAUUAUAAUUAAUUAAUAAGAAUUUUCUUUUGUUUUUUCAUUUAAAAAAAGUGCGCCAUUUUUCUACUUAAUCAUAAUUUUAUGUUACUCUUAUUUAUCAUUAGUCUUGGACUUGUAACUUUUUGUAAAAAAUAUGUAAAGUGAUGCAUUUCAA
This is a messenger RNA of Microplitis demolitor, 848 nucleotides long. RefSeq names its product protein lethal(2)essential for life. NCBI's taxonomy places the organism in Eukaryota, Metazoa, Arthropoda, Insecta, Hymenoptera, Braconidae. The record is from RefSeq and is a predicted model, not a curated record. Gene Ontology annotation, molecular function: protein folding chaperone. Bases 81 to 659 code for a protein of 192 amino acids. Gene Ontology annotation, biological process: response to heat; protein refolding. The transcript has a single exon.